AUUUAUCAGUAACAAAACCAUUUUUAAUUCGAACAAGUUUUAAUCGACAACAAGCAUGGACAUUAGUUUUUAGUGUUUUUCUAGUUGCACUUAUUGCUCCACUUGGUCUUGCUAUAGUUGCAUCGAAAGUAGAUGAUUGUCUUUUAUUUUUUUCUAAAACAUAUCAAAUUAUUGGUUCAAUACAAAUAUUCUUUAUUUAUGUUUUACCAUCCAUACUUAUAUUAACAUUAAGUAUAAUAACAGUCCAUAAACUACGCAAUCGUAUACGUACACGUGGUUCACGACGUAUACAUAUAAGUGUUAUGUUAAUAGCUGUUUCAUUUUCAUUUAUAACAUUUACAAUGCCAUAUCAAGUAUGUUGGUAUUGGUUAUUUUCAACAGCAAUUGGAAGUGUAACAUUAAAUUUAAAAGUCAAUAUAAUUAAUAUUGGUUUUCGUUAUUUAGCAUUAACAAUAAGAAAUUUAAAUUAUACAUUAAAUUUUUUUCUAUAUUCAUUAACAUCAAUGGUAUUUCUUAAAGAAGCAUUUACAAUUGCACAUUGUAAUUAUUUUCUUAAUCAAACAUUUAUGGAACGUAAUCAUGCAUUUCGUCGUGUACGUCGAUUUCUAUCUGAACAUGGUGGUGAUGAACAAGAUCAACAACGACAACAACAACAGCAACAACAACAACAAACCAAUGUAUUGAUUUGUCAAUCAAAUUUAAAUUCUAAUCAACAAAAUAAUUAUCAUAAUUUUAAAAAACAUUUUAGUAGAAAAAAAUCGAAAACGAAUCAUUUACAUGAUCAACUAAAACAAUCGAAAGAAUAUUCUAAUGGACAUGUAAAUAUAAAUACAAGUACAACAAAUGUAUCAUAUAAUUUAAAACAAACGAAACCAAUAUCAUUUGAAAAAAAAAUCAAAUGGAAUUUAAAAAUAAAUCAUAAAUCAUCUAGUCAUUCGAAUUAUUUAAAAACUGAUAAUGAUGAACAACAACAACAACCACAAAUAUCAUCAAAUUAUCCUUCAACGUCCAAUAUACAAGAUUUUGAUACUAAAGUGCAACAAUGA
Molecule: messenger RNA, 1046 nt
Organism: Adineta steineri
Lineage: Eukaryota; Metazoa; Rotifera; Eurotatoria; Adinetida; Adinetidae
Source: the annotation of a GenBank genome assembly